Molecule: messenger RNA, 2237 nt
Organism: Colletotrichum destructivum
Lineage: Eukaryota; Fungi; Ascomycota; Sordariomycetes; Glomerellales; Glomerellaceae
Product: Putative fatty acid hydroxylase
Exons: 2
Coding region: 458-1576 (372 amino acids)
Biological process (GO): sphingolipid biosynthetic process
Cellular component (GO): endoplasmic reticulum membrane
Molecular function (GO): iron ion binding; sphingolipid delta-4 desaturase activity
Source: RefSeq, a predicted model, not a curated record
GUCGCUCGCUCCCGUCGGACUAAACAAUCGGAUUUGCACGGUUUUCUGCGCAUUGUGACCAAGGGCCAAGCUAGUCAAGGCUAGUGAAACCUCGAACCAAGUCGCCACACGUCUGCCGGCCUUUCCACACACACACUCUCUCCCACUGUAUCCCUUCGUCUCAGCCCUGUCGCCUCCGCUGCGCUGCGCUGCGCUGCGCUUCUCGUUGCUUUGACAUCCGUCCCCCCCCCCCUCCAUAUUGAGCGUCUCUUUCAUAUAUCCAACUUCCGUCCGCUCCUUGCAAACCGCCAUUGCCCGCCACACCAACGGUCCCUCCCUCUCCCUUUCAUUCCUUUGCAUUACUCGACUUCCUCGUACGGCGACCAAACAGCUCUAAACCUCCUCGACCGAGCCAGUCCCUAAUCCCACCACAUCCGAGACCGACCGAAGUGCGACGCCGCCGCCCCCGAAGCCCGCAAUGGUGAACGAAACGAUCCCACCCACGAUGGCGACAAACUUCACGUCCAUGGCCGGCGACCUCCCGCCGCUGCCGGCCUACACCCUCAAGCCCUACGCCGACAUCAUUCCCGGCCUGCCCGACGUCUACCUGCGCAUCUUCCUGCCCAUCGUCGUGUACUGGGUCCUGUCCAUGUUCUUCCACCUGAUCGACGUCUACGACAUAUGGCCGCAGUACCGCCUGCACACCCCCGAGGAGAUUACCAAGCGCAACCACGUCUCCCGCUACGAGGUCGCCCGCGACGUCGUCCUUCAGCAACUAAUCCAGAUCUGCAUGUCCAUCUUCCUCGAGUACAUCGACGACGAACAGCUCACCGGCAGCGAGGACUAUGACGUCGCCGUCUGGGCCACCCGCGUCCGCAUCGCCCAGCGCGCCCUGCCCACCUUCCUCGGCCUGCUCGGCCUCAAUGCCGCCUCCAUUUCCAAGAACAUGUCGGCUUCGCACCCCUUCAUUGCCGGCGCCCUCGCCGGGGGGCACUACCCCUUCCUCACCGCCGAGCUCGAUGGGUCGCACGCCGUCGUUCCGGCCUUCGCUGCUUGGGAACUGCUCGUCGCAAAGGCCAUCUACUGGCUCGUCAUCCCGGGGCUCCAGCUCUUCGCCGCCAUCUCGAUCCUCGACACAUGGCAGUACUUUCUCCACCGCCUCAUGCACGUCAACAAGUGGAUGUACACAACCUUCCACUCGAGACACCACCGCCUGUACGUGCCCUACGCCUACGGCGCCCUCUACAACCACCCGUUCGAGGGCUUCCUCCUCGACACCCUCGGCGCCGGCAUGGGCUUCCUCCUGACCGGCAUGAGCGCGAGGCAGGGACUGCUGUUCUUCUGCCUCUCGACCAUCAAGACCGUCGACGACCACUGCGGCUACUCGCUGCCGUGGGACCCCCUUCAGCACAUUACGAGCAACAACGCCGCCUACCACGACAUCCACCACCAGACAUGGGGCAUCAAGACCAACUUCUCCCAGCCUUUCUUCACUUUCUGGGACCGCGCCCUCGACACGCGAUACAGGGGCGACAGGCAGAACCGCAUCCUGGCCGCCAAGGGUAAGGGGGCAGCAGUGGAGGCCAAGUCCGAAUGAAGAGGUCCGAGUCGAACCUCGGCGAUCCGAGCCAUCCGGCGAAAGGGGAAAGGGGGAUUGAAGAAGAAGAAAAAAAAAACCCCCGAAACAUAAUAUUACACACCUACAACACGAGCAUCAACUUCGAUUCUGUACAGCGGCGUCUUUACCUUCAACACCGACAAAGUCGAGACUGGUUUUUUGGUUUCAUUGGGAAAUAAGGAAGCAGGCUUGCCGAGGAAUCAAUUAUCAAGGGGAGGCAGAGGAGCCGACCCGUUACAUAAUUAACCUAGGGGAAAGCAUUGGGACGAGGCGUUUUCAUGUCAAACAAGGCAAUGUUCGAUUAACGAGGGGAGGGAGGAGGGGGUUGGGAGCAGGACAGAUAUCACCCGGGUUUGUCUUCUUUCCUUCCACGUUUAACCCCCCCAAGCAUUGCGAUCACGAGAGAAGAAUGGAAGAAGAUGACAAACAUUAUUGGGGUUUUUUGGGGGGUUUCUGCCGGUCGUUGUUUCCUCCCCCCUCUUUCAUGUCUUUUUUUUAUACAUUUUUUUAUUAUAUUUCGUGGCUCUCUCCAAACUGUACAGCUCGUGCGUAAAGCGUGCGAGCCUUUGCUCGCUCCUCUUUGAUCUAUCGGCAUCCUUCGAGAUGUGUCGAAGGCGUGGCGGAACGUGGGCACGAACUC